Messenger RNA from Folsomia candida, 690 nucleotides. RefSeq lists its product as uncharacterized. The transcript is spliced from 2 exons. The record is from RefSeq and is a predicted model, not a curated record. The coding region runs from base 72 to 452 and encodes 126 amino acids. Lineage: Eukaryota; Metazoa; Arthropoda; Collembola; Entomobryomorpha; Isotomidae.
CUCAUUUAAGCCUCUGACUUUGUACAUACAAAUGUACCGAUUCACAUGGUCGCAUAUUUUUUUAAAAAGUUAUGAAUUUGGGUAUCCCAGCCGGUGUUUUCUUCGGAAUAACGGCUCUCAUUCUAUUCCUCAAGUGCAUGGUGUGCAUGCGAAAGAAAGAAAAGGACGACAAGUCAUUAUCCACUCCUGCCAACGGUGUUUACGUUAUCGAUGUGUCCCAGGAAAAUGAUCUGACAAAAAAUGAUUAUUGCGACCCAAAUUCAGAUUUUGGUUUGAUAAAUGAUUACGACGAAUCUCUAUUUGAAGAUACUUUCUCUCGUGAGGAACGCGACGCCUAUGUCGAAAUGGCUACGGUCCCAGCACUCGCCGUGGUGGGAGACACCUUAACGGACCCGGACUGCUUUCUAGAUCUGUGUCAAUGUGUGGUAGAUAUAUGUGAAUUUCUUAAUUAAGUACUAUGGAAAUAUACAUAAAUCUCAUCCUAUACAAAAAAUAUUUUACGUACUUGUGUAUGUAUAUAAGUAAAUAUAUUUGUAUAUUAAAAUCUUGAAGUGGCACUUUGGAAUUGUCCGAUCUCAUGUCCAUACUAUAUGUAUACAUAUGUAUGCAUAUAUUGUAAAUAGUUCACUAUCGUAAAUCGUGUUAGAAAAUUAAAUACUUCUACAUCUACUGCUUACAUAAUUAUUUUAG